AUGGCUGAUUCCAUCACUUUACACGGCCGGUCCUACGCCCUGCCCAAACUACCUACAGUCGUCAUUUGCGUAGAUGGCUUCGACCCGGAAUACCUUACCCAAGGAAUCUCCGAUGGCAUUAUCCCAACCCUCGCGCAAUUCGUCCAACAGGGUUUCCACGCCACGGCAAACUCAUGCAUGCCAUCCUUCACCAACCCCAACAACGUCUCCAUAAUCACCGGCCAGCCACCUGCCAUCCAUGGAAUCGCAGGUAACUUCUUCCUCGACCGCGAGACAGGAAAAGAAAAGAUGAUACAGGAUGACUCUCUGCUCCGUGGUUCCACGAUCCUAGAGCAAAUGUCCCUACACGGGGUAAGAGUUGCGGCUAUCACGGCUAAAGACAAGCUACGCCGCAUUCUGGCUCAUGGACUCCAGCCUAGCAAGGGAGAUAUUUGCUUCUCAUCCCAGCGGGUAACAAGUUGUACACUUGCCGAAAAUGGUAUUGAAGGUGUGGAAGACUGGAUUGGACGCAAGGCGCCUAGUCAGUAUUCGGGCGAUUUAUCCCUCUACGUGCUCGACGUGGGUAUCAAGUUACUUGAAGAAAAACGCGCGGAUCUACUCUAUCUUACGCUAUCCGACUACGUUCAGCACAAACACGCGCCCGGGUCACUAGAGGCCAAUGACUUUUUCAUUGCACUUGAUCAGCGAAUUGGUCAGUUAGUCGCCCGCGGCGCCGUCGUUGCUGUCACAGGCGACCACGGCAUGAGCAGUAAAUCUGACAAUGAUGGAAAACCCAAUAUUCUAUUUCUGGAAGACGCAUUGGCUGAGAAAUGGGGCUCAAAGUCUGCAAGAGUCAUAUGCCCCAUCACCGACCCGUUUGUCAAGCACCAUGGAGCUCUUGGCUCCUUUGUACGAGUCUAUGCAAAAGAGGAAAAUCAUAUAUCUGAUAUGAUUGCUUUCACCAAGUCCCUGCCACAGGUUGAGCAGGUCCUCGACGGAAAAGCGGCGUCCGAGGUAUAUGAAAUGCCGCUGGAUAGGGAAGGUGAUUUUGUCGUCAUUUCGAAGAAAAAUGCGGUCAUUGGGAGCCGAAAGGAUGAGCAUGACUUGUCUACGAUUGGUGAUCAUCCAUUGAGGUCGCAUGGUGGUUUGUCUGAGCAGCAGAUUCCGUUGCUGUUAUCCCGUCCUAUAGGAAAUGCUGACGGAGCAAAGGCAAAGCACAAUUAUAAUUGGAGGAACUAUGAUAUUUUUGAUUUGGCGCUUAACUGGUAG
Messenger RNA from Talaromyces amestolkiae, 1248 nucleotides. RefSeq lists its product as uncharacterized. NCBI's taxonomy places the organism in Eukaryota, Fungi, Ascomycota, Eurotiomycetes, Eurotiales, Trichocomaceae. The transcript has a single exon. Gene Ontology annotation, molecular function: phosphonoacetate hydrolase activity. Bases 1 to 1248 code for a protein of 415 amino acids. The record is from RefSeq and is a predicted model, not a curated record.